Pseudogymnoascus destructans is the source of this 1074-nucleotide messenger RNA. RefSeq lists its product as uncharacterized. The transcript has 2 exons. The record is from RefSeq and is a predicted model, not a curated record. The coding region runs from base 1 to 1074 and encodes 357 amino acids. Lineage: Eukaryota; Fungi; Ascomycota; Leotiomycetes; Thelebolales; Thelebolaceae.
AUGAGAACAACAUGGAUCGAGAACAUGGAUUGGACAAAUAAAUAUGUUUUGGGGAUUCUGAUGGCUGGGUUGAUGAUUCUUCUGACCAAGAAAGUGGUCGAUAAUCGUUCGAAUGGAAAGGUAGAGAGAGGUUCUAAAAAGCCUCUAUAUAGAUACGACCACAGUAUACUCAACAUUUCCGUGCCACCCCAAUCGAUGUGGAUGAACAUGGGCUUCUGGAAGAAUACUGAGGACUUUCCAACAGCUUGCCGCACUCUUCUUGAAGAAGUGUUGAAGUCCGCGCAAAUCUUGGAAGAAGAAGUCUCCAGUGGCAACAAGAACAUCGUCAAUACGCUGAGUAUCAUUGACCUUGGUUUUGGAUGUGGAGACCAAAGCCUAUACAUAAAAAAUGCCUUGGACAAUCAAAGACGGGGAGAAAGAGAUGAUCGGUGGGAGAGGAAUCUCAAAGCUUAUGUUGGCCUCACCCUGGAAACCGCCCACUUCUCCAUUGCCCAGGAGAGGCUUGGCCUUGAGCAAUCAAAUACCAACACAGAGUUUGAGAUCUAUUGCGCCGAUGCUGGACGGCCUUCAUCUUGGACUUCAGAAAUAAAAGAAUCCGUGUCUGUGGCUACUCAGGCUAAUGACGAGAAGGGGGACCAUGAGAACUGGCUCCUCGGACUUGACACACUUAUUCAUUUUCAGCCUUCCAGGUGGCCAGUUAUCGAGUACGCGAACAGAGAAUUAGGUGUCUCACUUAUGGCAUACGAUCUCUGCAUUGCCGACAAUAUUUCCGUGAAGCAACGCCUUGCCCUUAGAUUCAUGGCCUUCUUUGGUCAGAGUCCGUUCGCGAAUUUUGUUACAAUUCAAGAAUAUCGGGAACGACUUGUCAUGGCUGGCUACGCUCGUGAAAAGAUUGAGAUCCGCGACAUUUCAGAACACGUAUUCAGCCCAUUGGCUGGAUUCUUAAGGAAGAAGGAAGUUGAACUGCAACAAUAUGGGAUGUCAAUUGGACGCUUUCGGUAUGCAGCGGGGAUGUUCGCUUGGUGGGGCAGAUCAGGUGUGAUCAGAGGCUGUAUUAUCGUGGCCAGGAAAUAG